AUGUCUGAUUACAGUCAAUGUGGAAGCGAAGAAGUCUUUCUGGCUUGCAUAUUUGCUUCCAUUGAUGUAAGUUGGGAAGAAGCCAUUCAAUUUUCCCACAUGCUCAUGGCCGGUAGCGCAAAAUUUCUCUCAGCUAUCAUCUUCUUAUCCGACCAGAAGCGAUAUGUCAAGGUUCCUCCACAGGGGUCCGCUAUUAUCGAUGCAUGCAAGGUCUUGAAUAUUGUUCGAGAGGAACAUAGUUUCGAAAACGCAAAGCCAUCUGAUCUGGAGGCUGCAGAUUGUUUGAGCAAGUAUCCAUUUGCCUCUUCACCGCGCUAUACGGAUCAGUACGUCUCAGACGUCCGUCGAGGCCUCAGAAGCUGCGGGAUUUUUUUAUUCCUUCCAUUCUAUUUCGUUUGUUGGGUUCAGAUUUGGAACAAUCUUAUUUCACAAGCUGGCCAAAUAGCAUUACACGGAACGCCAAAUGACUUUCUGCAGAACCUAGAUCCGAUCGCCUUGUGUAAUUUUAUUCCACUUCUUGACUGUGAGUCCCAACCUGAUAAUAUCGACAAAAUGUCUACUCACGCUUGUACUUCCAGUGGGCCUUUAUCCAUUCCUUCGCAAGUUGAAAAUCAACUUCAGUCCAGUCUGUCGUAUACCUUCACCGAAUUCCUGCUAGUCUCGAUCUCCAUGGCCUAUGCCAGCGUGUUACAGCAUUACAUGUAUAUCUCUCCUGCAAACAGAAAUACACCUCCUGCGUAUAUCCUUGUGGCUAUCUCCGAAGCUUUUGUCAUUGUGACAGGCUUGGAACUUGCCUUCACGCAAGCCCCGAAAAAUCUGAGAUCUUUCAUCUCUGCACUUUUCAGGCUCAUGAUCGGCAUUGCGGCAGCAAUCUGCAUCGGUCUAAGCCCAGUAUCUCAAGAUCCGUAUAUUGUCUGGAUGUAUGGAUCUCUGGCAAUUGUGGGCUUCGUAGCGGGAUGUCUAUUUUACCUGUGCUUUAGAAAAAGCGACUCGCUUGAUGUGGAAAUUUCAAGAUCCGUCGAAUCGAUUUCAGUAGAAGGGCAUGGGGCACAUGUUACCCAGGUUGCCGAUGGUGGCAAAUACAAUAAACCAUAG
Molecule: messenger RNA, 1095 nt
Organism: Penicillium maclennaniae
Lineage: Eukaryota; Fungi; Ascomycota; Eurotiomycetes; Eurotiales; Aspergillaceae
Exons: 4
Coding region: 1-1095 (364 amino acids)
Biological process (GO): transmembrane transport
Cellular component (GO): fungal-type vacuole; plasma membrane
Molecular function (GO): dipeptide transmembrane transporter activity; tripeptide transmembrane transporter activity
Source: RefSeq, a predicted model, not a curated record